UUCAAUUGGAGGAGUUGAGUGAGGAGGUGUCCUGUUAUAACCCUGAUAUAUCAUUCCGUUAAGAGAAUUGGGUUCUUUCGUUGCACAAACAGAAUGUAACAUCCAGUUUAGUCAAGAUUCGGAAUUCAAGUUUACCACAAACAGUAUUACAGCGCCAUUGGUGUGACGUGGCCAUGCGUGACGUGUACGUGCUGCUUAAUCAGUGAUCAACAGGAUUAUCCGAUAACACGUUGAUUAAAUGAUCAUUGAUAACUUUCUCAGUGGACGCUUUGAGCAGCACAUGUGAACAUGUAUUCUGAUGAGAUUAUAGAUGGAGUGGGAGGAAUGUCCAAGUUCCAGGCCUUGGUAAUAUUUGUGUUUAAUGGGCCGAAGCUGAUUACGUCUUGGGGAAUGUUGAUGAUGUCUUUCGCGGGGGUGACGCCACAACUAUGGUGGUGUGUUAAUGUAAUUAACAACGACGCCAGUAAUAACACAGGAUUGAAACAGUGCUCAGUUGGGGACAAUAGCACCACGUGUGCCUUUGUGUACAGCACGGAGAAAAGUACUGUUGUAAAUGAGUGGGACUUUGUCUGUGACAGGGCAGGAAUCAGGCUGUUAAUCACAUCGGUACAAAUGGGAGGUGUUUUGAUAGGAGCCCUCUUCAGUGGCCAGUCUGCUGACGUUAUUGGCAGAAAGAAGACAUUAUUUAUCGCUCUAUUGUUACAUGGAGGACUGAACUUGGUGGCUGCGUUUUCAGUGUCAUGGCAGAUGUUUAUAGUGCUAAGGUUUCUUAUUGGAGCUAUGGUUGGUUCACACUUAGUGGUUAGUUUUCCCUACACCAUGGAGUUCAUAGGAAAGGGUUGGCGUCAGAUCACAUCUGCAAUUACGUUCUGGCAAUUUGGAUCAGCCCUGUUUGCCAUGUCGUGUUGGCUGCGCCCGGAUUGGUCUGAUCAACAUAUCAUACUAGCUGCCCUACAUAUCCCUUUCUUGGCUUGUUGGUUUGUUGCGCCAGAAAGUUUGCGGUGGCUGGCAGUUCAUGGUAAGCUGGAGGAGGCAGAGAAUGUGGUGGAUCAGAUGGCUCGCUACAACAAAAGAAAGAAGCCAGCCAACACUGCCAUUCUCCUGAAGAAACUGUCAGAAGAGGAGAAGAAAAGGAGAAAUUCCGAUCACAAAUACAACUAUCGUGACAUUUAUCGUCACUGGGAUAUCUGUUGGAAAUCUCUGGUUAUUCAGGUGAUCUGGAUGUGCAUGUCCUUUUCGUAUUAUGGAAUUUCAUUCGGCGUUGGAAACUUGGCGGGGAACCUCUACCUCAACAUGUUCCUUGUUUCUAUCAUAGCAUUACCCGGAACAACGAUGGUAUUCUUUCUAAGUAGCAGAAUCGGAAGGAGAUGGACAACAUUCAUCUUUUUCUCUGUGGCUACCAUUGGGGCAUUUGGCGUGGUUAUUGUAUCCAGAGUCGUUUCCAGUGAAAGCAUCCGUGGACCAGCAACAACGACGAUGGCUCUGAUCUGUAGGUUUGGAGUAGGGUCCGCUUGGAACUCUUUUCAGACGACCACCAGUGAGCAAUACCCAACAGUUAUCAGGAAUCUGGGUUAUGGUGCUGCCAACACUGCUGCCCGUGUAGGGAGUAUCGUGUCUCCUUAUGCAUUUGCCAUGGGAGGUGAAGAUCUAUUACCCCCUUUUGUUAUUGUCGGAUCGACCAUGGCAGUCUGUACACUGUUAACAGUAUUGUUGCCCGAGACAAAUAAAACCCCGCUGGCGGACACGACAGUAGAGAUUUCGAGAAGAGAUUACACACUUGAUAAAGAUGUUGAAGAAGUCAGUGAAGAGAAGACUGUUAGAAAAAGCUCAUUGGAGAUUUGACAAAUUUCUGUACUCAAUAUUGUGUUUCGCUGAAUGCAGGCGCUAUGGGCUCCUGUUAUAUCAAUGAGGGAGCGGACCACAUCACCAUUUCAUUGUAAUCAGAGAAUUGAACGAGAAAGCUCUUUAACUUCGUGCAUUGACAGAUGGACAACUUUGAAUUACAGUGACACACGGUUAGAUAUUUUCCUAGAUCGUUUCUGUAGAAUCAAGCUGCACAUGUACAUAUUGGCGGUCUUUACCGGGGUCCCCUGUUUACAUAUAAGAGCGCGUGUUUGUGACUAUACGUUUCUCCGGAAACACGUUAAUCUAGACGAUGUCACUAGAAAUUAUAGUCCCUAUCACCGUUGUUUCAUAUUAGACAGUUGUUUUGGCGAGAUACUGGUGGUCCAAAUAAGUUACAUAUCUACCACCAAACAAAGUCCAAAUCAUAAGGAAAUAACAUAUUCAAGAAUCUACACUCACUCUACAUGUAAUAAUAUUGAACUGAGUUGAUGAGUAUUCAUGAUCACCGUCUUCAAUAUCAUGUUGGUUGUCUCAUGCCGAGUCAACUUUUUAUGAAGGGGAAAGCCCAAAGUGCUGCAGGUUCCACUACGUUUGUCACACAACAAGGUAAAAUCCACAAGCACGGUUAUGGUGCGCAGACACAGAAUCGCAACUGACAAUUUGGUUUAGUGAUGUUUAUGUGAGGCAAAAUGAAUGUUUCUAAAUGGUACAAAUAUUACAUAUAAUAGAAAAACUACUAAAUAUGAAAUGACAUGCAGUGUACACAUGAUGUAUUUUGUUCGUAACGCCGAUAACUGUUAUACAUAAAUACAUUCAAUGUUUUAAAUCGUGUAUGCAUACACACGAACAGAUCUACAUUUUUUACAAUACUGAAGGCUAUGUAUCAGCGAUUCGUGUUAAUAAAAUG
Messenger RNA from Haliotis rufescens (red abalone), 2752 nucleotides. Its product is annotated as solute carrier family 22 member 5-like. The transcript has 11 exons. Gene Ontology annotation, biological process: transmembrane transport. The coding region runs from base 289 to 1842 and encodes 517 amino acids. Gene Ontology annotation, cellular component: membrane. The record is from RefSeq and is a predicted model, not a curated record. Gene Ontology annotation, molecular function: transmembrane transporter activity. Lineage: Eukaryota; Metazoa; Mollusca; Gastropoda; Lepetellida; Haliotidae.